Molecule: messenger RNA, 1713 nt
Organism: Trichosporon asahii var. asahii CBS 2479
Lineage: Eukaryota; Fungi; Basidiomycota; Tremellomycetes; Trichosporonales; Trichosporonaceae
Exons: 3
Coding region: 1-1713 (570 amino acids)
Biological process (GO): glycerol catabolic process
Cellular component (GO): cytosol
Molecular function (GO): ATP binding; glycerone kinase activity
Source: RefSeq, a predicted model, not a curated record
AUGACCUCCCACUGGGCCGACGACGCUGCCCAGCUCCCCCUCGACUACCUCCGCGGCCUGGCUUGCGCCGACUCGACCGUCAGCGUCGAUGAGGAGUACCGCAUCCUUCAUAUUGCCUCUCCCGACAAGAGCAAGGUCGCGCUGAUCUCGGGCGGCGGCUCAGGCCAUGAGCCCUCCCACGCCGGCAUGGUCGGCACCAACUCGCUGACGGCCGCUGUCGGCGGCAACAUCUUUGCCUCGCCGAACGCGAACCAGGUGCGCCGUGCGCUCUCGCUCGUCGAGAACGAGAAGGGCACUCUCGUCAUUGUGAAGCGAUACACGGGCGACGUGCUGCACUUUGGCAUGGCCGGCGAGAGUGCGGCGAGCAAUGUCGAGUUCCUUGUCGUCGGUGACGACGUCGCGGUCCCGCGCUCGCAGGGCGAGCUUGUCGGCCGUCGUGGUCUCGCUGGCACGACGCUCGUGUACAAGGUCGCCGGCCACGCAGCAGCGCAGGGCAAGUCGCUGGCGGACGUAAAGAAGCUGGCCCAGACAGUCGCCGACAAUGUCGCGACGAUCGGAGCUUCGUUCGCCCACUGCCACGUGCCUGGUACGAAGCCGGACAGCAGCGAGAAGAUGGCCAUGGGCGAGUUCGAGCUCGGCAUGGGCAUCCACAACGAACCGGGACUCAAGCGGUACCCGCAGCAGAAGAAGAAGGAGCUGAUCGACCACAUGGUCAAGCUCCUGACCGACACGGAGGACAAGGAGCGCGCCUUCGUGCCAUGGGCCAAGGGUGAUGAGGCUGUCGUCAUGCUCAACAAUCUGGGCGGGAUGAGCGAGCUCGAGCUGGUUGGCCUCGUGCCCUUUGUCCUCGACGCCGUCCAGAACGCAGGCAUCAAGGCUGUCCGCCUCUUCGUCGGCACGUUCAUGACCUCGCUCGACAUGCCUGGUUUCAGCAUCACGCUCCUGCGCCUCGCAGACGCAAAAGACGCGAUCCUCGCAGGCGUCGACGCAGACAGCAGUGCGCCGGGUUGGAAGCGGCCGACGGUCCCCCGCUCCAAGCCGCAAGUCACGCCGAAGAGUGCGGGCGCCGAGCAGCGCCCCGCCUCGAACCUGAAGGCCGGGGCCGAGUUCAUCCCCGCGAUCGAGCGCGCAUGCGAGGCAGUGAUCAAGGCCGAGCCCGAGAUCACGCGCUACGACACAGUGGCGGGCGACGGCGACUGUGGCCUGACGUUGAAGGCGGGAGCCGAGGCGAUCCUCCGCGACAUCAAGAGCGGCAAGGUCAAGCCCGACGACGUGGUCAACUCGAUCCGCACCGUCUCGGACACGAUUGAGCGCGACAUGGGCGGCACGUCUGGUGCGCUCUACGCCAUCUUCUUCAGUGCGUUUGCCAAGGCCCUUGAUUCCGGCGACGCCAGUGGAGGGCAAGUCAGCGCAAAGCAGUGGGCCGACGCUGCCGCCAAGGCCCGCGACACGCUGCUCGGAUACACUAAAGCCCGGCCCCCGAGCCGCACGCUCGUCGACCCCCUUGUCGCGUUCACGGAUGCGCUGAGUGACGGCGAGGGCGCAAAAAAGGCAGCGGGCAAGGCCAAGGAUGCGGCUGAGAACACGAAGAAGCUCGCUGCUACGUCCGGCCGCGCAGCCUACGUCGACCAGGAACAGCUCAAGAAGGAGAACGUCCCCGACCCCGGCGCGUAUGGUCUCGCGCUCAUCUUUGAGGGCCUCGCGGGAAACUAG